AACAUGCAAAACAGCUUUCACUCUCGACGUAAAAUCCGCCAGAAACACGAUGUAGACUAGUCAGCGGCUACACUUUCAUGCGUAAUGGUCUGUACCCUUCCGUCACCAACGAAAGUUUUAUUUCUUUCUUCAACUGUAGGACUGUGUGGAUUUAGCCUUCUCUGGAGCAGCGCCUUCUCCGCGUGAAGACAUUUCACCAUGCCCGUCCGAAGCCAAGUAAAAGACUCUUUGUUCCACUGUUGAAUCUUUGCAUCUUUGAACAGCAUGAGCAUCAACAUUUCCCCACCAGUUUCACGCGAUCAGAAAAGGGAGAGAGGAGAGACGCCAGAGGCAUCAGAAGGAAUUGUUGGUUUGUUAGAUGGGCAUACUCAUGGGAAAGAAAUGCCCAGUUGUCAAAGUCCUAUCCUGGAGGGACCUAAAGGCAAGCCGAAGUUGCAGUCUGCCCAGGCCGUGCUCUCUCCAAGAGCUGAUGGAAAAGGAGAGGAGAACCCUGAGAUAUCACACACACCACCUCCAUGCACACCAGGAGACACAGCUGAGACCACCACACACAAGCUGCCAAGAACUGGAGAUAUUACACAACCACCUCAGGCACAUUUGCCAGAAACAUACACCAGAGCAGCUACACACACACAGCCCACAAACACAUCAACACACAGUACAUCACACGCAGGCACACUGCGACCUGGAGUGGAAGAGGAGAGAGAUGGAAGAGUAGAAGAGAAAGAAGAGGGAGAACAGCAUGGGGAAGAAGGGAUGCAGUGGGACAAGAAAAGGGAGAUGCCUAGGAGAAGCCUGUGGCGCCUGAGGGACAGGGGGAUGGAGGACAGGUGGGGUAAAGUCAGAAGGGAAUGGAGGCGCAGUGCCAGCAGCCUGGAGAGGACCUCUGCAGAGCAAGGGAUGGCGUGGGAGAGAGAGGCCAGGACACUGGCUCAGGAUGACAGGACGGCGAGAGACCGCUGCAGGGAAGAGGGCGAGGAAGAAGGAGAGAGGGCCAGGGAGAGGAGGAGUGUGGGAGAAGGUGAGCGGAGAGCGAAGGACAUGGUGCCACAUCACAUCUUGUCCCGCAUGCUGGUUCACUCGGCCUCAUCGUCGUCCUCCUCUUCGUCCUUCAACUGUUCCUCUCCUGAAAGUGAUGAAGUGUUCAGUGAGGGAGAGGAUGUAGCCGCACGUCGGAAGAUAAUGAAGAGGUGUCGCUCUUGGAGGACCUUCCUGACCAUGAUGCAAUGGUCCAAGCGCAGGCAGAGUUCCUGGGUCCAGCUGGCUGGCCAUCAAGGUAACUUCCAGCUCAGUGAAGGUGGUGAGGUGCUUAAGCGCUGGAGUGAAGUCGAGGCCUCGUGUCUCCACCUGUUGAUGUCAGAUGUUCUACGGGAGUUUGUGCCACGUUACUAUGGUACCCUCGCUCGCAACGGCAGCAACUACCUGCGGUUGGAGGACCUGCUCAGUGGACUUAGCAACCCGGUCAUCAUGGACUGCAAAAUGGGAGUACGAACUUACUUGGAGGAGGAGAUAGCCAAGGCAAGAAUCAGCCCUGUCCUGCGUAGUGAUAUGUACCACAAGAUGGUGAAAGUAGAUCCGUCAGCGGCGUUGCCGGAGGAACACGUGCAGGGCGCCGUGUCCAAGCUGCGUUAUAUGCAGUGGCGGGAUGCGGUCAGCUCAACCACUACACUGGGGUUCAGGAUCGAAGGCAUCAUGCUGGACAAUGGGACAGUGCUACGAGACUUCAGCAAGACCCAGAGUUUGCCUCAACUCAUAGAUGCCUUCCUUACCUUCUCAAAGAGCAAACUUCAUAUUCUGAGGGCGUACCAGUCCAGACUCCAAGCUCUGAGGGAGGCCCUGAAGGAGUCUGAGUUUUUCAGCACACAUGAGGUGAUUGGCAGCUCUCUUCUCUUUGUCCACGACUCCUCAAGAAAGGCCAACAUCUGGAUGAUUGACUUUGGCAAGACCAUGCCCACCCCCAACACUGUGCAGCUACGGCACGACAUGCCCUGGGUGGAGGGCAACCGCGAGGACGGCUACCUCACAGGCCUGGCCUCCAUCAUGCAGCUCCUGUCCGAGGCCAUCCAUCGAGCCCGCAGCGGGUGCCUGGAGCGCUCUGACUCUCAGACACUGAAUGAAGACGAUGUUCACCCCAUGGACGUACAGUCUGCGGCAGAGUGAUGGGCCACAUCACAUGCAAUGACUUUGUAGGUCAUCAGAGGGUCACAGGCAUGCCUUUACCAGCCUGUUGGAGAUAGGAACUGAACUAAACAAGGUCCUUGGGCUUAAGGCCCAAAAAUAACACAUGCCUUAUUUUCACAAUCAAGGUUCAUCAGUCAGUCAAACCAGUCAUGAUCCUUGAUUUAGCCUACCAGUUGUGUGGUAUAGGCCUAUGAGUUGUAGGCCCAACGUCUCAGUUUCGCACACAUUUUAGUUUUUUCAUACAGUGUAAUUUCUUCGAUAUUUGAAAUGCUAAAUUAAUGGUUUGAACAGAUUUAAUAAAAUAUGAAUGUGCAUA
Molecule: messenger RNA, 2497 nt
Organism: Engraulis encrasicolus (European anchovy)
Lineage: Eukaryota; Metazoa; Chordata; Actinopteri; Clupeiformes; Engraulidae
Product: inositol-trisphosphate 3-kinase B
Exons: 7
Coding region: 265-2160 (631 amino acids)
Biological process (GO): inositol phosphate biosynthetic process
Cellular component (GO): cytoplasm; nucleus
Molecular function (GO): inositol-1,4,5-trisphosphate 3-kinase activity; inositol tetrakisphosphate kinase activity
Source: RefSeq, a predicted model, not a curated record